CGCCCUCUCUGGCAUAAAAGUGAGCAAGCAGAAGCCGUGCAAACGCAAGAAAGACAGAAAGAAGCAGGCAACGAAAGCGUGAGAAGGGAAAUCAAGAAAUUGCGCGAGGAUGAAGUCCCGUUGGCCGCUCGCCUUCUUGUUGGUUUUGUUCUGGGGGAGUCCGAGCGCCGCCCGCUCGCCGUACCAGGCCGUCCUGCAGCACAGCCGCGUCCGGGGACGCCAGCAAGGGCCCAACGUGUGCGCCAUGCAGCAGCCGCGGGGCAGCGACAAGAAAUAUUUCGCCAACUGCAAGCAGUGGUACCAUCGCAAGAUUUGCAACCAGCCCACGGUGGUGACAUACGAGUGCUGUCCGGGUUAUGAGAAGAUUCCUGGAGAGAGAGGCUGCCCUGCAGCGCUGCCUCUGGUCAACAUCUACAACACGGUGGGGGCGGUGGGCGCGUCCACCACCAAGAUGUAUGCCGACAGAGCCCAACUCAGGGAGGAGAUCGAAGGUCCCGGAAGCUUCACCUUCUUCGCUCCCAGCAACGAGGCCUGGGCCGCGCUGCCCACGGAGAUCUUGGACGCGCUGGUGAGCAACGUGAACAUCGAGCUGCUCAACGCUCUCCACUAUCACAUGAUCAACCGCCGCCUGACGUCAGAAGAGCUCAAGCACGGCUCCUCCUUCUCCUCCAUGUAUCAGGACUUCCACGUGCACGUGCACCACUACUCCAACGGGAUCAUAACGGUGAACUGCGCUCGUCUGAUCAAACCGGACCAGCACGCCACCAACGGCAUCGUGCACGUGGUGGACCGCGUCAUUACCGCCAUAUCCAACAACGUGCACAUGCUCAUGGACGUGGACGACGACCUCGAGACGCUGCGCACGGCCAUCGCCGCCGCCGGCCUCACCAACCUUUUGGAGAGCGAGGGUGAGUAUACCAUCUUUGCUCCGACCAACGAGGCCUUCCAGAAGAUCCCGCCGGAGACCCUGAACCGAAUUCUGGGAGAUCCCGUGUCUCUUCGAGACCUGCUCAACUACCACAUCCUGAAGAACAUGCGCUGCGCCGAGUCCAUCGUGUCGGGAACGCCGAUGGAGACGCUGCAGGGCACGGUGCUGGAAGUGGGAUGCGACAAAGAUCGGCUGACGGUCAACGGGAAAGCUGUGGUGGUUAAGAAGGACCAGCUGGGCACUAACGGCGUCAUCCACUACAUCGACGAACUGCUCAUCCCCGACUCGGCCAAAACUCUGCUGGAGCUGGCCGAAGGCUCCAACGUGGCGACGGCGACCCGAAUGUUUGUGGAGGCGGGCCUGAGCCACCACCUGAAGGGCUCCGAAGCUCUCACCAUGCUGGCCCCAUUGGACGACGCCUUCAGAGGGAGCGUGAGCGGCGACACGCGGAGGGUGAUGAGCAAUCACAUCGUCAAGGAACAGCUGUCGUCCAAGUCCUUGUAUCACAAUCAGGAGCUGGAGACGCUCUCGGGUGUCAAACUCCGAGUCUUGGUCUACAGAAACAACUUGUGCAUCGAGAACGCCUGCCUGGCCGCCCACGACAAGACGGGACGCUACGGCACCAUGUUCACCGUGGACAGCGUUCUCACGCCCCCAACGGGAACCGUCAUGGACGUGUUGAAGGCGGACGAUCGCUUCAGCGUUCUGGUUGGCGUCAUCCAAGUGGCCGGGCUGACGGAGCUGCUUAACCGAGCGGGCGCGCUGACUUUCUUCGCGCCCACCGACGCCGCUUUCCACGCUAUGACGCAGCCGGAAGUCGGCAAGCUGAUGCGAAACCGCCAGGAGCUGUCAGCUUUGCUCAAAUACCACCUUGGUGAGGGGAUGGUGGUCCGCGGCGGCGUGGGAUCUCACACCAGACUCAAGCCCCUGCUGGGCGACAAGCUGGAGCUGGGCGUGAGGAACAACACGGUCUUCGUCAACCGAGUGCCGGUGGCAAUCGGCGACCUGAUGGCCACCAACGGCGUCGUGCACGGCGUCGACAGCAUCGUCAAACCGCUGCCUCCCAAGGUGGACCGAGAGCAAGCUGACGGCCCGCUGGGUUCCCUCAGGUCUUCGUUUUCUUCCGCUACCUCUUCCAUGAGCUCAGAUUCUAGAAGCUUCAGGAACGACGAACUUUUCAAGAAGGUCAUUCAAAGUCGCUCCAGCAGGACAAUGAAUGCCUCUCAGUGAUGUCACAAUUUUCUCGUGAAACAUUUGCAAUGUUUUUUUUUUCUUCUUUUAAGUAGUGGCUCAUUUGCUUCCUGUUGUCAAUCUAGCCACCUGCACGCACGCCAUCAAACAAAGAAUUGAGCUUUAAAACCCUGAAAAGCGCUUCAAAACCAAAAUUUUGAAAGCAGUCCAAAUUGGAGGAAGCUUUCCUUGCUUCUUAGCAUUGUUGCUAAAUGCUAACUAGCUUAUUAUCAUUACUAACUAGCUAGCCAACGCUUGCUCUCUGCUAGUUCAUUCACUAACAAAAGCAGAUCACCACAAAGACGUGUAUCAAUCGUCCGCUUUUGGACGUGGCCAAUGUUGCAUCGUGGGAAACGGAGCCGGCCGGCAUUUGAGUUGCUUUGCUUUUUCAAUUCAAUCAAGACACUGUUGAUGAUGAGGACGUUUUUCCAAUCGUGGUCACAAAGUUGACCAGUAUGUUUAUGUAAAAUAAAGCUCCAGAGUAGCGAGUGUGUGUGUAAGUUGAUGCACACCAAGCUUUUGAAAAUUUGUUUCACUUAUGUUUUAUAAAAUGUGUCACAUUGAUCCCAAGUUUUAUGUUGGAAGGAAAAAUAGGAUUUCACAUUAAAAACAAGGGCAAGUGUGCAAUUAC
Syngnathus acus (greater pipefish) is the source of this 2789-nucleotide messenger RNA. RefSeq names its product transforming growth factor, beta-induced (gene tgfbi). Gene Ontology annotation, molecular function: protein binding. The record is from RefSeq and is a predicted model, not a curated record. Bases 110 to 2158 code for a protein of 682 amino acids. The transcript has 17 exons. NCBI's taxonomy places the organism in Eukaryota, Metazoa, Chordata, Actinopteri, Syngnathiformes, Syngnathidae.